GGCAAAUGUCGGCCUUUCUAGUUUACCAUGGUGUUUGCUAGUCACUUUUAAGUGACCUUUCCCCUACCUGCAUCCUUCUUUGUGUAAACAAGCCCACACGAUGUCGGUCCCAGUGCGGGUUAGUUUGACGGUGUUACUCUGCUCUGUGGCCGUCGGGAUCUACUGAAACUACGAUGGCUUCAACCCAGAGUCUGUACGCGGUGCGACAGUCGUCAUCACCGGCUGCAGUACCGGCAUCGGCGAAGAGAUGGCGUACCAGUACGCCCGGCUGGGAGCAAAGAUCCUCAUCACAGCCAGGAGGGAGAACAGACUGAAGGAGGUGGUAGCAAAGGCGAAAUCUUUGGGUGCCCAGGAGGCGCACUACGUGGCCGGGGACAUGGGGAAGGCGGAGGACUGUGAGAGAACCAUUCAAGCAGCCAGGGAGAAAUUUGGUCGGUUGGACUACCUGGUGCUGAACCACAUGGGAUCCAAUUUUAAAUCUCUUCAAGACAAAUUUCAUGAGGGCAAGUCUUGGGACCAGGAUCCGAAUAUGGACUUCUUCGUGGACUUCUUAAACAUCAACCUGGUGAGCUAUGUCCGGCUGGCCUCACUGGCCCUGCCCCUGCUGAAGGAGAGUAGCGGCCGUAUCGUGGCGGUGUCUUCUGGAUUCGGUAAGAUACCGUGGCCAAACCUUAGCUAUUACUGUGCUUCAAAGUUUGCCCUUGACGGGUUCUUCAGCUCCCUCCGUGUGGAACUGAUGAAGGCUGGACAGGACGUGUCCGUUACUCUGGCCGUGCUGGGAUACAUCGGGACUCCAAACGUCGUUCACAGCUUACAGAAUACACCAGAGAUGCUGGACAUCGUGGCCCCGGUGAACCAGACAGCCAUGGCCAUCAUCCGCGGAGGGGCGACUCGGGCCCGGGAGGUCUACUAUCCGUUCUCCAUCUGGCCUCUCACAAAAUUCGGGACUCUGAUGCCACAAAUGUUCGACUACCUUACCUCCAAGAUUGAUUUGGUACCCGAAAGUUAACGAUGUAACGUUACUGUUGUAACAAACAAAUAAAAAUCAUCCCGUCUACACCUGGCCUAUAAUAGCCAAAGUCAGCGUUUUGCUGAGUCAACUGGUGGAUUACAUUGUCACUGUUAUAUAAGAAAACGAGAUGGAUCAUCUGAUAAAUCAAUUGGUAAUAUGUGAGCAUGUUGACCUCCUAUGUAUGCAAAUUAAGUCAAUGCAAAUUAGUAUUAUACUAUGAGAACACGUUGAAAAAAAGGAGAAAAUAGGAGAUCAUGGAAGAAAGCGGGAGAACAAGAGAGAAAGCAGGUGAACGCACAUGUGACAAAAUAUCUGUGGGCAUGCCGCUGAUGAAAUUUGAAAUACGGAUGGGAAAAGCCACUCCCAACAAUGGUUGAAGAUUUUCCUAGAUUACAGAUGAUAGGGUAGCUUGUCACGACAUGUGCAUGGACUGAUCUGGAAUAAUAGGAACGUAUAGUUUUUUUUUUAAAUUCCAUCAUGUAAUCACCAGACGUGGUGACGACACACUCAAGUUUUUUCAACUUAUAUUAAUGCCGC
Molecule: messenger RNA, 1549 nt
Organism: Branchiostoma belcheri (Belcher's lancelet)
Lineage: Eukaryota; Metazoa; Chordata; Leptocardii; Amphioxiformes; Branchiostomatidae
Product: hydroxysteroid 11-beta-dehydrogenase 1-like protein
Exons: 6
Coding region: 248-1009 (253 amino acids)
Molecular function (GO): oxidoreductase activity
Source: RefSeq, a predicted model, not a curated record